GAUGAAGAAGCAGAGACGAUCGAAGGUUACGUACUUCCGUACUACUUCCCGUUACAAUGACAGCGCGCGAGCUACGUAGCUACCAAAAUACAAGUUAUAGCUAACAGACAGCUGUAGAUGAAAGUAUAUUUUAUUGAACAACAGAAUCCCGUUAAGGGUAACGUUAAUGGACUAACAAAGUAAUGUUUUGAUAGGGUCAUUUGAGCUAUUCGGUAAGCUUAUUUGGGCGGGUUUUAGACUAGUAGCUACUAGCUAGCAAGCUAACAAUGUCCUCAUCAUCGUGGGCAGCUCCAUCAGAACGCCAGGGGCAAGUGGGGGACCUCAAAACCAAGAGCAAAGAAGAACUUUGUGAAUUACUGUCACGCCAAGAUAAAUUAUUAUCUAACAAGAGGUUUAUACAGACCCUUCCAGAUAAAGGGAAGAAGAUAUCAGACUUUGCAGAGAGAAUAUGCCUAGCUCUUGCCCAUAAUGAAGAAGAGGAGAGGAAGCAAGAUAUGCUGUCAUCUGUCAGGACAGAGCUGCAGUCUAAAUACCAGCAGGCUUUGACACAAAGACAACCUGGUAGCCAGAAUAAACCAGGAACUUCCCAACAUAGGAGACAAGCUGGGGACACAGCUCCUGGAAAUGUCCAAGAAUUGGACGCCUCACCUCUGUCACCUAAUGUUCAGGAGAGCAAAACAGUUGACACGCUGCAAGGACGCAAUGUGUCCAAAGUAUCUGCUGCUGAAACCAUGGAGAUGGCCCAGGCUGGUGGUGAUGCCGGGGCCUCUCUAGACUCUGACAGGACAAAAGAGAGCGACCUAGCAGAGGCCUUGCAGAGGGUCACUCUGUCUGACCGCUCAACUGGCUCGAUUGGAUACCCUAAAGACACAUUCAACAGACCUGCUACUGGCAACCCCUUCCUUGGAAGGCAGCCACAGAAGACACCACACUACAUAGAGGUCCUGGAGAGGACUGAGAAGGACCUCGCUACGAAGAGACAGAAGUAUAAGCCUAAUCAGUUUGCCCACAACACAGACGGCUCCCCGUCAGGGUCUCAGUCGCCCAGCCAAUCCCCUGGAGGCUUAUUACAUUCACCGGUGCUCUCCGUUGAGGCCAGGAGGGAGCGAGACAGGAAGCACAUUGAUGAUAUCACUGCAGCCAGGCUCCCACUGCUCCGCUACAGCCCUGCCCAGCUGCUGACACUAGAGCAGUCAGCCGACCUGCUACGUGAGCAGACCAGGAAACACCAGGAGUUGCAGGCCAAGCUGGCAGCCCAGAAGCUGUCUGAUGGGCUGAAGUUCAGCACAGGGAGCUAUGUUGUGGAAGGGGGCCCGCUGGGCGCCUACAGGGAGGUUCAUGACGACGGAGCCCAGCUCUCCUCAGAGGAGGACUAAUCCAGGGGGCCGCAGUAAGGAAACUCAGGUGACCUCUGAGACAACAGUCUCUGUGCCCUGCGUCAGGGCCUAUGGAAGGAAGGGGAUUGGCAAUACAAAGACGAGAGGCCUGCCUGAGGAGCUGGAAAUGGUCAUGGGCUUCGGGUGGUUGUGAAGGCACAGUGGGUGUCCCUGUCUUGGCUGUCCAGGGAGGUGAAUUGUGUGGGUCUUGUUCACCAUCAAUGAUUCACUGAGUUGUCACCCAAUCAGCAUCCUGUCCAGUUUAUCAGAGCUGCCACAGAACCUCAGGCCUCCCGUUGGGUGAUGUGUUAGCCUCUUGCAUGGAGCAUUAGGUAUGCUACCUCCCCAUGUUGUCAGAGAGUAAAGGAUUGCCUGUAUUGUGCCUAGGGAGGACUGGUGUCAGUUGUGUGAUGAGGCUGCUACAGUAUUGUCCGGUAUUGUUGACUCACUUGGUGGUUGCAUUUCCAAAACUGCAAAGUAAUGACCGUCUGCAUGUGAGAAAUAUAAAGAAAAUAUUUUUUGUAUGAUCUUUUUCUGCAGUGUUUCUUAUUGAAAAUAAAACUCUGUUCUUACCA
Coregonus clupeaformis (lake whitefish) is the source of this 1951-nucleotide messenger RNA. It is a transcript of the gene polr2m, whose product is annotated as RNA polymerase II subunit M. Gene Ontology annotation, biological process: intracellular signal transduction; transcription elongation by RNA polymerase II. Bases 267 to 1376 code for a protein of 369 amino acids. The record is from RefSeq and is a predicted model, not a curated record. NCBI's taxonomy places the organism in Eukaryota, Metazoa, Chordata, Actinopteri, Salmoniformes, Salmonidae. Gene Ontology annotation, cellular component: nucleus; intracellular anatomical structure. The transcript has 4 exons. Gene Ontology annotation, molecular function: transcription elongation factor activity.